CCACGUGGUGAACAAAUUCUCAUGACGUCUGGUGUGCGUGAGAGGUCUUGCCUCCUUAAUGCUUUCCCUGAGCUGAGCCAGCCUGGGGCGGGCACGUGGGAGGUAUUCCCCGGGCCAAUGCGGAAUGAGAAGCAUAGAGGAACGACCGACUAGCAGGUUCUUUUUCUUCGAAACCCAGAGCCUCCCCGUUUGUGCCCGAGCUAAGGGCGGCCACGCCUAUGUCCAGCACACUGGCUGGGGCCGUGUGUUUUCUACCCAAGCCUCAGAGGAACUGCAGGGCAGUCCAGGCGGGAUCGGUCUUCCGUGUUGCCCUCGUAAACGCAGCAGCUCAGAGGAGCCGAGUGACCAGGCUAAGGCCACGCAGUUAGAGAGGCAGGGUGGGGACCCCAGCCGGCUUUCCCUGCCGUCGGUGACCUGGCGUUCUGUGCCGAUCCUGGGAGAGGCGCCCCGGCUUUAUGGCCAGCGCUCCCCUCCCCGCUCGCUGGCCUCGUUGACCAGGAAAAUGAAAGGUGCUGAUGCCAAAGGAAAAAUCCAUACCCCGAGUGGUGGUUCCCGAGAAGGCCAGUUUCCCUCCAGGAUUCCUCGGUGCUGCUAUGACAGCAGGGGGGAAAGCGCACGGUGCCCAUUUCCUGUUCAGACAAGACAGAGCGGCCGCGUUUCCUGCCAGGCCCCCGCCCCCUCGUGGACUCUGCCUCCUGCACCGAGAUGCCCCGGGAUGGCCUGCGGGAUCAUGGACUCCCGGGCCUGGGCUCCCCUGACGCGCAGCCCCGGCCAUCUGGGGGCCGCCGAGUGUGGCCGCGCCCUGCCGGGCGGGAGGACCAGAAAGGACUGGUCCUGCUGGCUCAUCGUGGCCUCUCUGGUGGGCGCCUUCGGCUCCUCCUUCCUCUAUGGGUACAACCUGUCGGUGGUGAACGCCCCAACACUGUACAUCAAGUCCUUCUACAAUGAAUCGUGGGAAAGAAGGCACGGACAUCCAAUAGACCAAGACACUCUGACCCUGCUCUGGUCUGUGACGGUGUCCAUAUUCGCCAUUGGUGGACUCGUGGGGACGUUACUGGUGAAGCUGAUCGGAAAGGUUCUUGGGAGGAAGCACACUCUGCUGGUCAACAAUGGGUUUGCGAUAUCUGCUGCACUGCUCAUGGCCUGUUCUCUCCAGGCAGGAGCCUUUGAAAUGCUCAUCGUGGGACGCUUCAUCAUGGGCGUGGAUGGAGGCAUCGCCCUCAGCGCGCUCCCCAUGUACCUGAACGAGAUCUCGCCCAAGGAGAUCCGUGGCUCUCUGGGGCAGGUGACCGCCAUCUUCAUCUGCGUUGGCGUGUUCGUGGGGCAGCUGCUGGGCCUGCCUGAGCUGCUGGGAAAGGAGAGCACCUGGCCAUACCUGUUUGGAGUGAUCGCUGUCCCUGCCUUGGUCCAGCUGGUGACCCUGCCUUUUCUCCCCGAGAGCCCCCGCUACCUACUCUUUGAGAAGCACGACCAGGCCGGAGCCGAGAAAGCCUUCCGAACCUUCCUGGGCAAAGAGGAUGUCUCCCGAGAGGUGGAGGAGGUCCUGGCAGAGAGCCACUUGCAGAGGAACAUCCACCUGGUGUCCGUGCUGGAGCUGCUGCGGAGUCCCUUCGUCCGCUGGCAGGUCAUCACUGUGGUCGUCACCAUGGCCAGCUACCAGCUCUGCGGUCUCAACGCGAUUUGGUUCUACACCAAUAGCAUCUUUGGGAAAGCUGGGGUCCCUCCGGAAAAGAUCCCAUACAUCACCUUGAGCACCGGUGGCAUUGAGACUUUGGCUGCCAUCUUCUCUGGCUUGGUCAUUGAGCGCCUGGGACGGAGACCCCUCCUCAUGGGCGGCUUUGGGCUGAUGGCCCUCUUCUUUGGGAUCCUCACCGUUACAUUGACGCUGCAGGACCACGCCCCCUGGAUCCCAUACCUGAGUAUCGUGUGCAUUCUGGCCAUCAUAGCCUCCUUCUGCAGCGGGCCAGAUAGGCUAACUGGGACGAUCCACAAACCUGAAGUGCAUUCCUGACCCAAACUGCUAAGCUUGGUCUUGUGUUUUGUCCCAAGUCCUCACUCUUCCUACGGCGGUGUCGAUUUCACUGGUUUUCUUCAAAUCACAGAGCCUGCUGAGUUUCUGGCAGUUUCAACUGUAAGCUCUUCCCUCAGCAUCUGGGAGUCUCCCUAAAGGGAGGUCCGUCUGCUCUCCCUAAUUCCACAUCAGUGUGGGCUCCUACCCUCUGCUCCCCAAGCCCCACCGUGUUCCCCAGCAGCCAGGCCUCACCUGCUAACCACUAGUUUAGCUACGAGAUUGGCCAGGCUUUAGAAACUUCUCUUGAACUCACAUCAACAAUGUACAGCUUAAGCCCCAGGGAAAUUACCCAAGGGAGGCUGCCAUUUGGGUCAGGAGAUCAUCUUCAGUGGACAGGAGGGAGCGGAUCCCAAGAGGAACCGCGCUGGGAAAUUGUGGCUCAGAAAUGCUGAGAGGUAAAGGGCUGUGUGACUCCCCAUUUGAGGCUGCCCCUCCAGGAUUAAGGGAAAUGGAUCAUCCUCCCAGGAAAGAAAGCAGGCGUUUGCCUGGGGCAGCUUCUGUGAUGAGCAAAUCAAUUCAAGGAGGCUUGACAGGGAAUUGAAAUUAGGUGCAAGGCAAGACAGAAACAGGGAAGGCGGUUUCCUGCUACAUAUUUUAUUUGUGCGCAUAACCCCAAGGCAGUGGCCGAGACAGCUAAUAAAUGAGGCACCAUAAAAGAGCUUAUCUUUGAGGAAAAGGAGAUGUCUCCAAAGCACGUCAAUUACAGUGUGAAAAAUCUUAGCUGCUGGGGCUCUGUGCCUGGCAUGAAGUUAAACUCUCUAAGGCCGGUUUCGGUGCUGGUGGGGAGGACAGACACACCACCAUCUACCCAGAAACACUGAGUAUGGUCAAUGCGCUUGGAAGGUACAGUUUAGGAGCUGAACGCUCCAGAAAGCUAGAGCUACCCUGAUGGGGACGUACGAAUGCCUGAUGGGUGCGUGUGGGCAGGGAAAAAGGACUCCCCUACCUAUCACAUUGGUUGGAUCUGGAAAGACGAUGGCCCACCCGCUUGCAUUAAGCGGUCCAGAGCUUCGAUGGGGUCAAAUCAGAUGACUCAGUUCCCCUUGGAAGUUAGGAAACUAUGUGCAAAACAGAAUGACAAGGAAAUUAAUUUUCUAACCAUGCAGAAUUCACUGGGUAGGAGAAAUGCGUGUGUCUACAUUAAAACAGACCUACAAAUCAAGAGAGAGAUCCUGACGCCAAAUCAGUGUGUGGCCCUCACUUUUGAACCUGGCUUCAUGACAGUUAAAUGAGAAUGCCUCACGAACCCGGGUUAAACACGUAGCCGCUAUUGCUCGGGACACAUCCACGUCCCUACAGUGUGUUCACACAGAUGGUGGGCUCUAACUGGAGGGUUGCAAGUCCCAGUCCCAAUUCUUAGCAGUCCCAGUGCCAGCCGGAGACCCAGCCUCCACGCCCGGUACCACGUAGGAUUUGGGAGAUGCUCUUCUGAAAACUACCCUGUAAACACUUAACUAUUACAUAAGCUUGAAAUUAGGUCAAGGUCCAACAGGAAGGUACUGGGAGCUGGGAAUUUAAAGGGACCUGGAUGAAUGUCCUGUUUGCAGAGGUGUGGGCAUGGCGAAGGGACUCAUCAGAAAAGGUGCAGGUGCCUCAGCAGCAGAAGUAGGGGGAGGCUGCGGCCGACCCCCCAGCCUGAGCAAGCGCGGGAUAGGCGAACUUUCGUUAAAAUCAAUUUCUCCCUAAGAAGAGAAUUAAAUGCAAAGAAACAAGAUUGUGUCGGGUAAAACUGAACUUUGAAGCUCCACAAACCAUUGUGAUGCUUCAGGUUUUUUGCUGCCACUCUCACCCCCGAGAACCGAUUUUUACCCGAGCUGAGACCCCAGCUGAGAACGCAUUUUUUUUUUACCAUUUUUUUUUCCCAACUGAGAACCAAUUUUUACCCCAGCUGAGAACGCAUGCUGCAGACAGAGACGGGGAUUCGUGAAGUCUUUUUGAGCAGCAGUGCAUUCAUCCCUAGGAGCACAAAGAGGAAUAAGAAGUGUCCCGCCCAGGAGCUUGGAGCCCAGGAUUAGAGGCAAUUUCAGGGA
Messenger RNA from Felis catus (domestic cat), 4101 nucleotides. RefSeq names its product solute carrier family 2 member 9 (gene SLC2A9). Lineage: Eukaryota; Metazoa; Chordata; Mammalia; Carnivora; Felidae. Gene Ontology annotation, molecular function: hexose transmembrane transporter activity. Gene Ontology annotation, biological process: monosaccharide transmembrane transport. Gene Ontology annotation, cellular component: membrane. The record is from RefSeq and is a predicted model, not a curated record. The transcript has 11 exons. The coding region runs from base 125 to 2011 and encodes 628 amino acids.